Molecule: messenger RNA, 1242 nt
Organism: Anopheles nili
Lineage: Eukaryota; Metazoa; Arthropoda; Insecta; Diptera; Culicidae
Product: lachesin-like
Exons: 4
Coding region: 133-1242 (369 amino acids)
Biological process (GO): dendrite self-avoidance; axon guidance; homophilic cell-cell adhesion
Cellular component (GO): axon; plasma membrane
Molecular function (GO): cell-cell adhesion mediator activity
Source: RefSeq, a predicted model, not a curated record
UGAAGUGUCGUGUGAGAACCAAUCCAAUUGUGAGGUAGAACCGGCUUCUUAGCGCUUUAGCCAGUCCGCCGCAUAUCCCGAUCGAUACAGGCCCAUUUAUCCGGCGAAGACAGCGAAACACCGGGAAUCAGGAUGUGGUUACGACGGGCCAAUUUACCUCUCUUAACGCUGCUCAGCGCGGUGCUAACGCUGUCCAACGGACAGCAGACGGCGACGAGCCCAAGCAUCGCGUUUAUCAGCCCGGAGCAGAUUCGGGACAUCGGCGAACAAGUGACGCUCAACUGCUCGAUCGCGAAUGUGAAGAACUACAUCGUCGGCUGGCAGAAGAGCAACCGGGAUCAGACGAAGCAGAACAACAUCAUCUCGCUCGGUGUGCAGCUGGCCGUGGCUGAGGACCGUUUCCGGCUUAACUUCACCAAGGAGAACAACGCCGCCAACUAUGUGCUGGAGAUCCACGACAUUGUCGCUACCGAUGCGGGCCUGUACGAGUGCCAGAUUCAGGUGAACAGCACGAGCAAGCUGACAAAAACGGUCGAGUUGCAGGUGCGCCAUCCGCCGAUGUUGCUUGAGAAUCAACACACCAAUAUGCUCACGAAAGCGGAAGGCGAGGAUGCACAGUUGGUUUGUCGAGCGGAAGGAUACCCACGGCCGGCUAUCACCUGGCGGCGUGAGUAUAACGCCAUCCUGCCCGUCGGUGGCCAAACGUUCGCGGGCCAUGAGCUGCGUCUGAAUGGAUUGCGUCGGGAGGAUCGCGGCACAUACUACUGCACUGCGGAUAAUGGUGUUGGUCGACCGGAUACGAAGGCGCUUACGCUUGAGGUGGAGUUUGCGCCUGUUAUCCGAGUACCGCGACCUAAGGUGGCACAGGCUCUUGACUACGAUAUCGACGUUGAGUGUGUGGUGCAGGCAUUCCCAGCACCUGCCAUCGCUUGGUAUCGAGGUGGCAAGCAAAUUCAUAAUGGAGGCGCAUAUAGCAUUGCUCAGAUUGGCGCACCGGAUGAUGUGACCACAUCGGUGGUUAAGAUCCACUCGGUUGCUUCGGAACACUUUGGAGACUACGUCUGCAAGGCGUCGAAUAAGCUUGGACAGGCUGAGGCCAGGUUGAAUCUGUUCGAGCAAGACGUACCGAACAUCAACUACUCCGGCCUGAAGUGGACCAGUGGCAGCACUCCGACUUCGAGCGUUAUGCUCGGGCAGCUGUUCAUUGUCACGAUAACGCUGCUGUUGGCCACGUUGUUGUGA